AUGGCGGAGAAAGGAGUAGUUACUUCAAAAAGGUAAAGUCUGAUAUGUUCUGAACGUUUAAUAACUUAUUUAAGCGAACCGUAAUAUUAUUUUAAAAUAAUCUAACCAAUAGGCCAUGUUUCGAGUAAUUUAGAACGCCUUUUAACGUUAUUUCGUUUCAAACUAUACAAGAAUGUUGUACUAUAGUCUAUAUAUAAAAUACUACAACAGAACAUGUUGGAUUUUAAUCGUGAAAUUAUGAUCGCUUUCUUAGUUAUAGUUUAGUUCACUUUUACUGAUGUUUCGUUUUAUAGUUUCACAUCUAUUAUUUAUGUUUUAAAACACCGUUAUAGUCCUGAUUUUAAUUUUUGUGAAGCAGUACUCCAGCAGGGAAUUUUGACAUGACUGGUAAUGCAUGCCUAUCAAUGUUAUCAAACAUUAAAUUAAAGUUUCAUCAAAUGCGCUACCAUGGGGCAGCAAAUGUCAAUGGCGAUCAAAUUCCCCCUAUUUAAUAUAACACGAGACAUUUGUCAAGCAUUUGGUAGAGUUUAAUUAAACAACUGCAGUGUAGAUUUGAUUUGGUACCCAAUACAUGGUUGAACUCCAUUCCAGCAGCUUAAUAAUGUUGACAGGUGAUUAAUACCAUGUUUUUGUUCAAAAUUAAUAUAGCAAAAAGCCCAUGAUUUGGACAGAGCAACACAAUGAAAUGCUCAUUCGGGAGAUGUUUUUAUUCGAGCCCUGGAAGUAUAGGAAGGGAUCACCACAACGAGGAAAUGUUUGGGAACAGAUCAGUGCUUCUUUGAACGAUCUUGAUGAUCCUAAGUUUGAUGUAACACAAAAGUCUGUUAGGGAUCAUUAUAAUUUACUGGAAAAGCAACAAAAGAAAAGAUUGAGGGAUGAAGAAAAGGCUUCUGGCAUUUCACCAGAUCAGAGUGAAUUUGAAGAUGCUAUGGAAGACAUCAUUGAGCGCUUCAUGGGCAAGGAUGAAGAAGACCAGAAAAAAGAUUCUGAAAAGAAAGAAAAAUGUGAGGCUGAUGCAUCAAAAAUACUGGAAAUGAGGCAGUCUGCUAUGGAAUCACUAGCUGAAAGUAAAAAACGAAAGGGAGGAGAUCAAGGGGAAAAACGCAAGAGAAAGAUGUCCAAUGGAUCAGAUACGACUGCCUAUUUACAACAGAGAUAUCAAAUGGACAGUGAGUUAAAAAGAGAGGAGCUAAAAUUGAAACAGGAAGAAUUGAAUGAAAGAAAAGCACAGCAGGAUUCCUUCAUCACUCAACAAGGAGCUUUAACUAAUGUAUUAAAAGAUACAAUUUCAGCUCAACAGAGACAACAAGAACAGUUGAUCCAACAGAUGCAAGUGCAGAAUGCUGCACUCAUAGCACUUAUGCAGAACAUUGCUAACAAGAAUUAG
This is a messenger RNA of Paramuricea clavata, 1387 nucleotides long. The record is from the annotation of a GenBank genome assembly. Lineage: Eukaryota; Metazoa; Cnidaria; Anthozoa; Malacalcyonacea; Plexauridae.